AUGUUUCGAAGGCCGAUAAUAACUGAACGUUCGCUGCUACCUCGGAAGAUUCUGCUCGUGUUUAUUGCACUAUUCGUUAGUGACGCCUAUGGACACGUUGCUCUUACCUUCCCACGAGCACGGAAGUACGACCUCGACUUCCUCGACAGCGCAAGAACUCCUGGACCCUGUGGAAUGCCAAGAGGAGACAUAAAAACGAGUUUAUUGUCCGGUAGUCAAUUCAACGUAUCCUGGCAUCUGGCUUAUCCUCACCGAUUAUUUAUUUACCGAUGUCAAUACAAACAAGUUACGCCGGAGACUUUAAUGCUGGGUAGUAAAAUACCUGUCGUGGUAAAAGUAUUGGGCAUGUCAAGCUUCAGACUAUAUCACCACGAAGGAAUUCAGGGAGGAUUCAGACUACAGAUUUUGGACGCGUUGGACCGUCCUCUUGUGGAUCUUACUCCCGUGACUAAGCAGAGCGAAUUCGUUGAGGAGGACGCUACGGCACAGCAUUACCCAGUUGAGUUGCCUCAGAAUUUCACCUGCACCGAUUGCACAAUCCGGCUGCUUCGGGAGGCUGAAGAGUGGGGAACCAGUUACAGGUUUUGGUCUUGUGCUGACAUUGAUAUUUUAGAUAGAAAAACGUAUCGCGAAGACUGUAGUGGGCAUGGAAGAUCACUGGUUGGUAGAUGUAGGUGCGACAGAUUUUACCACGGUCCGAGGUGUGAAUUUAGGGAAGAUUGUCUUGAUGAUUCGGACUGCGGAAAUCAGGGCAUUUGCGUCGACAAUGGCGGUACAACGUUUCCCACGAAACAUUGUUAUUGCAACGUUGGAUGGUUUGGGCCAGGUUGCGCCAAGAGGUCCUCAAUUAAGUCUACUGAAAUUGACCUGCAGGGACACACGAUGAUACGUUUCUCUGAUGACUUUGUGUUUUAUUGGCGAAUACUCAAGGACUCUAAGGAAUUAGAAGGCGUAAUGGUAGUUAAUGGGACUUCGUGGGUGGGAGUAGGUUGGCGACCAAGCAGCUUAACGCCGUCAUGUCGUGCGUUCCCUGAAAUACACGGCAAGAAUCAUGUGACGCCUGAAACGUUGCCUCAGCCAGAACCGAAGUCACAAACCCAGGCCAAGAAUAAUAAUAAUAAUAAUAAUAAUAAUAAUUUGCGAGGACUUAAUAGUUCUCCGGCAGAGCCAAAACCUGAACCGACUCACGGGGCAUUCACAGGAGAGCCAACAGCAGAGCCAUCUUCGAGGUCAGCUAAAAGAAGGUCUCCGAAAUCUCCGCGGUCUGAAUUAGGUGUUACUGCGAUGAGUAUUGACAAUGACGUAACUGUUCAAACAAGCGUAACUUAUCAAGUUAGCGCGAAGCAAGGCCGUAAGAAACGGUCACCUGAAUCUACUACUGCACCGGUGAGACCAGAAGUCCAUGAGUACACACCGAAACACGAUUUCAAUCCAAUGGACUGCACGGAUAUGAUAAUCGGUAUGGCCAGAGAGAAUACCCACAGGAUCGGUGAUUAUUACACCCGCGACCGUUCCACACCGCGUAACGACGCAUUUUGGGGAGGAAAAGACAGCUUAACGGCUGCUAUGGGCUUCGAAAAAAAUGGCGUCACUACUAUAAUGUUCAGAAGGAAGUUGGUGACUAACGAGCUCACUGAUCAUGAAAUCGUUGAUGGUGAUAUGCAGGUAAUUUGGGCUAGAGGACAACAGCCUGGUAAUUACAUCCACCAGCCUCCUAGUGGUGUCGAAAAAAGCAAGGUCAGUGUCAAGGAUUUCUAUAAGACUGAUGAACUCAAGUAUCACGGCCACAAAAGUCAACGAGGUGUGACCACCUUCAACUUUUUCGAUGAGAAAACUAGGGGCAAGGAUGAACUCGGUGGACCUACUCCACUUGAAAGUGGAAAUUGUGGUGGUGAAUGGAAAUACCCCAGAAGUUGUACUGUGAAAAAUUUCACCUGCGAGUAUUACAUUCGGUGGAGUUAUAAGACAAGGAAGGAUCACAUUACGUUUACGAUUAAAACAAAAAAUACGGAUACUUGGACGGGAAUUGGAUUUUCCGAGGACGAUAAAAUGACACAAACAGACGCUAUAUUAGGAUGGGUAGAUAAGACUAAUGGAAGACCGUUUGUUAUGGACACUUGGAUCAGUGGUUACAGUCUACCACUCCUAGAUCCUUCUCAAGAUAUUUACAACAUAAGCGGUAAAAUUGAAAAUGGCGUAACUACGUUAAUGUUCUCCCGGAAACGAGCAACUAAAGACACUAAAGAUUUCUCGUUCACGGAUGACCAUUGUCUUUAUAUGAUGUUCCCCGUUAAAGGAGGAAUAUUUAAUUCGGUAAAUAAAAAAAUACGGAAACAUACCCGGGUGCCGUUUGUUUCGUCAGAUCGAAUUUGCAUUAAAUCCUGCGGAAUUGACGAACCAGACGAUUAUGAUAUGAUGACCGUUGCGCCUUCUGGAAUUGACUACGAGGUCGAGGUCAAAUUGGUCAAUGUUGGUGAUGGAUUCAAAGCUUCCCAAUUUGGCACGCAGGAGAACGACGAUAAUGGAAUAAUUGCAAAAAUAAAUGUAAUUGUGGAGAAAGAUGAAAAAGGACGUGCGGUAAAUUCGGAAGAUACUCUUAUGAUGAUUGAGGGAGUCCUCAAAGAAGCAUUAUUAACAGGAAGAAUAGGAUCUCUUCGUGUAGAUCCAAAUUAUCUGGUAGUCAAGCCCCCGAUAGGAUAUGAAUUGAGUGAAGAUAAAGAGAGGACCAUUGGUUCGAAUGAUUUGCUACUUGGGACAACAAAACUUUACGUCGUCAUUGGGUGUAUAGCAGCUAUGGUGGCAUUAGCAUUGUUACAAGCUAGCUGUACGCUCUACAAAGCUACUCGGAAGAGAAUGACUAAGCAGGAACGUUUGAUCACGAAUAAUAUGUGGAAAGAUUAUUCAACUGGUGCCAAAACAAAUUUCGGUUUUGAAGCCUUUGAGACUGAAGAAAAAGUACCACCGCCUCCGGUAUCAAAUCCUCCAAGAACGCGAGACGUAACAGACGGCGCAAUAACGAUGCCUGGAAAAAAUAUGAUGGAAAAACAUCGAUUGAGCAGUUCCAACGGGCACAAUAAUAACAACCAUAAUCAUAACUACACCAAUAAUCACCAUCACAGCCAUCAGAUGUCAUCUACACCACGAGCGACUUAUAGUUUGCCUCGAGCCCCUGGGCCUAGACAGCCGUCGCCUCCACCGCAGCUGAGUUACUACACCCAAGAUCGCAGAAAUAAUCGUUCCAAGAGUCAUGGUAAUGGGAACUCACAAUCCUCGGGCCAACAGCCCGACUUUUAUUUCAUGCCCAGUCAACGUAAAUACAGCGGGGAAGUUGUUCGCGUUUACGUUGAUUAUGGAAAUCAAAAACCUAAAUAA
This is a messenger RNA of Cotesia congregata, 3372 nucleotides long. The record is from the annotation of a GenBank genome assembly. Lineage: Eukaryota; Metazoa; Arthropoda; Insecta; Hymenoptera; Braconidae.